Molecule: messenger RNA, 1229 nt
Organism: Vicia villosa (hairy vetch)
Lineage: Eukaryota; Viridiplantae; Streptophyta; Magnoliopsida; Fabales; Fabaceae
Exons: 2
Coding region: 301-1017 (238 amino acids)
Biological process (GO): transcription by RNA polymerase III
Cellular component (GO): RNA polymerase III complex
Source: RefSeq, a predicted model, not a curated record
CUGUUUAUUAAAAGAAAAUCAAAAUGGAUAAAACCAUAUAUAAAACCAAUUCAAAUCAUCCGGAUCCAUGUCCAGAUCCAUUUUCGCUUCACUUCUCUAGGGUUUCUCAAAACCCAUUCUAGCACCUCUCUAGUCUCUACCCUCAAAUUCCCUCUGUCGGAGAACAAAUUCCGUCGCCGGAAACCGAACGAACUCACCGGAAACAAAAAAAUCAGAACCGAAAAAAAUCCGCCGCUGCAUCUGCUAUUUCGUCACGGUCUCCCCACCGCUCCUCGCUCUCUCGGAAAUAUCUCUCACAGAAUGAAUCGUUUGCGAGAUUCUGCUUUCACUCAACGGAAACGACAAAAAGUGUCGGAGCCGGUGUUGACAGAUGAAGAGCGUUUACUCUUUAACCUCAUACGUAGCAGAGAAAACAUAGGGAUAUGGACUGGAGACAUGAAAAGAGAAACAAAUCUUCUUACUACUGUGGUCAAUAAAUCCCUGAAGACACUUAUAGCCAAGAAUAUGAUAAAGGAAGUUACUACUAUUCAAAACAAAGGUAGAAAACACUACAUGGCAAAAGAGUUUAUGCCUUCCGAGGAAAUCACCGGUGGUCAUUUUUAUCAUGAUGGGAAACUUGAUACUGGUUAUAUAAACAGUUUAAAAGCUGUGUGCUUGAAAUGCAUUUUCAUGCAGAAAGUUUCCACAUGUGAUGGUUGUGUGGAGUCGAUUAAAAGAAGUACUACAGUCUUUAAUACUGAAGUCACAACAAAACAAAUGGAAGAGAUUUUGCAAACUUUGGUUUUGGAUGAUGAGAUCACGCAGAUGAUAAGUACUGGACUUGGGGAAUUUUCAUCUAUUCCUGUUGGCAAAACUUGUUACAUGAGCAAAAGCAAAGGUGGAGUUAUAGGGGAAAAGAAGACUGCUGACUUGACUUCCAUUCCAUGUUUUUCUUGUCAAAGAAUUAGCUUUUGUUCACCAGAUGGCACUAUCUCUCCAGCAGCAUGUGUUUAUUAUCAGAAAUGGUUAGAUUUCUGAAAUCACUGGAUUACUAGUUUGUUUUCUUAUGCUCUCCAAGUUUUGAAAUUUAUAAUGUGAAGAGUGCAAUUUAUAGAAUAUUCAUAAAUGUUUAUGUUUGGAUCAGUUUUGAUAAACGUGAUUUUGAUUGAGUAGAAUUUAUUUUGUAAAAUCAAUUUGGUUAUUUUGAAAGCAAGUUUAAUGUAAAAAUUGGUGCAACUUUUUAAUCCAAU